AUGACUUUAGAACAGUUUUCUAUAGAAACAGCUGACGAUGGCACUCGACGUUCGAUACUUUCUCCAAGUGCCCUGAUGAAAACACCUGCAGAAGGUGUAGAGACUUUGUAUGAUGUACUUCAAUAUGCUGCAAGAUCCUUCAAGGAUCGUCACGGUUUUGGUUACCGUAAACUGAAAGACACGAUUGUGGAGAAAAAGCAGGUGACGACAGUAAUAGAUGGCAAAGAACAGACAGUUGAAAAGAGCUGGACCUACUUUCAAUUGAGUGGUUAUUACCAUUACUCUUACCAAGAGGCUGCUGACAUCACUCAGCUUAUUGGCGCCGGUUUACGAAAACUUGGCUUAAAUAAAGGUGAUAAGGUGCAAAUCUCGGCCUCAACAAGUUUUGAAUGGAUGUUUAUAGCACAUGGCGCAUUCAGUCAAGCUAUGACGAUCGUUACUGCCUAUGACACGUUAGGUCCUGAAGGGCUUCAACAUUCCAUAUCUGAAUCUGAAGCCUCUGUUUGCUUUAUAAAUAGCGAACAACUGCCUACUCUAAACAAGAUUCUAUCAGCUUGCCCUACAAUCAAAUCUAUCAUUUACAGAGGCAAAGCUAAUGAAGACCUAAUCAAUCAACUUAAACACCACUCACAAAUAAAUCACGUCAUCUCUUAUGAAGAGCUAGUUCAACUAGGUCAAGGUAAUCCUGUUGAUGUCGUCAAACCUGAAUCUCAUGAACUAUGCUGUAUCAUGUACACGAGUGGAAGUACGGGUAAUCCAAAAGGUGUGAUGUUGACUCAUGGAAAUGUAGUCGCUGCUAUUGCUGGCGUUUGUCGAAUGUUGCAGCAUCUGUUGGAAGCCAAUGAUACCAUGAUGGCUUAUCUUCCUCUAGCUCAUGUAUUGGAGUUCCUUGUCGAAAAUCUCUGCAUCUUUUUAGGCGUGACACUUGGUUAUGGUUCUAUUCGUACACUCACCGAUGUAUCUGUCAGAAACUGUAAAGGUGAUCUUCAAGAGUUUGGACCUACAAUCAUGACGGGCGUUCCUCAGGUAUUUGAAACUAUUCGAAAGACGGUGCUGUCAAAAGUGGCCGAAAGAGGUCCUCGUGUACAAAGCAUUUUUAUGAAGGCAGUCGGAUUGAAAAAAUACCUGCGCGAUCAUAAAUUUAGUACUGCCUUCUUGGAUAAGACUAUUUUCAAAGCAGUCAAGAAGCAACUGGGUGGACGGCUUCGAUACUGCCUCUCGGGCGGUGCUCCUCUUUCAGCGGAAACACAGGAAUUUCUAUCCCUCAGCGUGUGUCCCAUCUUGGCUGGUUAUGGUAUGACCGAAAGUUGCGGCAUGUGUGCUAUUAUGGCACCAGAACAAUGGGAAUUGAAAGAAGUGGGUACACCUGUUCCUUGCGUAGAAGUUAAAUUAGUGGAUCAACCCGAGCUUGGCUAUCUGUCAACGAAUACACCCAGACCACAAGGAGAAAUCUGGAUCCGUGGUCCUUCGAUCACUGCAGGAUAUUAUAAACAACCUGAUCUGACGAAAGAGACACUAACUGAGGAUGGGUGGCUAAAGACAGGCGAUAUUGGUGAAUGGACAGAAAGAGGAACACUGAGUAUUAUCGAUCGCGUGAAGAAUUUGGUGAAAACGAGCAAUGGUGAAUACAUUGCUCUUGAAAAGCUCGAGAGUAUCUACAAAUCAUCGCCUUUAGUUGAAAACUUUUGUGUCUAUGCUGACCCUCUAUACCCUCGUCCUGUUGGAUUAAUAGUACCCAUUGCUAAAACCUUGGAAGCAUCUUUGGCAGAAAAAGGUAUAAAGAACAGUGAUUGGGAUGCACUUUGCUCUAGUCAAGAAGCGCGUCAACAUGUACUGCGAGUUAUGCAGGAGCAGGCCAAAGCAGGCGGUCUUAAAGGAACAGAGAUUGUUAGCGAUGUUUGGAUAUGUAAAGACUUGUGGACAAGUGAAAUGGGUUUAUUGACUGCAGCACAGAAAUUAAAGCGCCAAGAAAUUAACAAAAUGUAUCAAAAGGAGCUUAAGGAUAUGUUAUCUGCUCAAAAGUAA
Rhizopus microsporus ATCC 52813 is the source of this 2025-nucleotide messenger RNA. Its product is annotated as acetyl-CoA synthetase-like protein. Gene Ontology annotation, biological process: long-chain fatty-acyl-CoA metabolic process; long-chain fatty acid metabolic process. Bases 1 to 2025 code for a protein of 674 amino acids. The record is from RefSeq and is a predicted model, not a curated record. Gene Ontology annotation, molecular function: long-chain fatty acid-CoA ligase activity. The transcript has 7 exons. Gene Ontology annotation, cellular component: endoplasmic reticulum; lipid droplet; plasma membrane. NCBI's taxonomy places the organism in Eukaryota, Fungi, Mucoromycota, Mucoromycetes, Mucorales, Rhizopodaceae.